AUGGAUAUUAACUUGUAAACUCCAUUAGAUUAUCCCUUAACAAUAUAACUUUCUGAUGAAUAAAUAAUUGUAAAAUUAAUAUCUUAUUUUAAAGCCAUUUAAAGUUAUCGUAAAGUGUGAAAAUAUUAAAUUAGCAUUAUAUGUAAAAAUUAUACUUAUCUCAGACUUAUUAAAGACCAGUAAUCAAAACUGAUAGAUUUUUAUUUGAAUUAAUUAAUGAAAGAAAUCUUAAGCAUUUAGCAAACGAUAUUGAAGAUUUUAAGAUAUAGUUAUAAGAGGAAUACGAAAAGUAGGAACAAUUCGAAGAUAGAUAUGAAGCUACUUGUAAAAUAUUUUUAGGAACUUAAUAUUUAAAAGUAUCAAAUAAAAAAAGAAAAUAAGAUAAUGUUUAAAGUUACCAAAAUAAGACUUAAUAGUUUCAAUAGAAAGAAUAUUUAAAAAGUUAAAAGUUCUUAUAAACUAAUAUAAAACUGUAGCAAGACUCUUAAGAUUUUAAACCUGAUUAAAAUUGUAUGCCUUAAAAAGUAAUGAUUAUUAAUAAACAUUUUAGUAAGUUUAAUAUUAUUAGAGUACUUCUAAGAAAACCUUAGUUUGUGGUGUUUAUGAGAAUGAAACUUAAUCUUAGAUUAUUGAUUUUAUUAAAUCAUUUGAAGACCAGAACGUUGAUUUAGUCAUACUUUGUAAUGGAAUUGAUUCACUAGAAAUAAAGCUUAAAGAAUGCUUAUUUUUGAAUCAUAUGAAAUCUACAUUAAUAACAAUGGAAAUAUAAAGGAAUUAAUAUUCAGUAGAUAAUGCUCUAAUAUUAUAAUAUAACUAAAAUUAAGAUAAUCUUCCUAGAGUAAUAUUUAUUAUUAAAUACUUUAAAUCAUCAAAUUAUGAUUUAUAAAGAUGGAUAUAUAAUGGAAUUGGUAAAUAUUUUGAUCCUGAUUAUUUUUUUGUUACUCAAUGUUCUCUAAUCUAAUAAAAGGAUUCGAUUUCAACAUAAAUCAAUUCUAUAAUCAAUAGAAAUUUAUGUGCAACUACAGGUACUAUCUUAUAUAAUUAAAUUUCUUCUUGGAAUCCAUUAAAUAUCGAUAAUACAUUUUUAUUAGAUCAGACAAUAGAUGAACUUGAAAAUAUAUCAACAAAUAAAUUAUUUUCUAUUGCAAUGGAUCAUAAUCCUUUUUUCUGUUUUUAUAAUUGGCAAAAAGUUAAACAAUUUAUUGAUCCAUACUUAUAAAAAAUUAUUAAAUCAGAAUGUGAUUAUGUUUAGAAUAUAAUUUUAUAAGGUGUAAAUUACAUAUUACCAAGUUUAGCUGCUGAAAAAGGAUUAUUUUUUGGAAAAUCAGAUAAUAUAGUUGCAUAAGCAGAUUAUAGUGCUUCAUUAUCAAAAAAUAUGAAUGCGUUAAGAAAAAGAAAAAAUUCUAAAAUUUAUGCUUAUUCUUAGUUUUAAGAAACUUAUUCCUCAUAAAGUUCAAAUUGGUAGAUCAAUAGUUUUACUAAAAUAAUUUAAUAAAUUGUCUUAAAUUUGAUGUGUUUAUAUUCUAACAUUAAUAAUUGCUUUAGUAUAAGUGCAAUAAUAUUCAUCUUUGCUUAAAGUUCAUAUGAUUUUUUUGGGAAUGCAUUUGAUCAUUAUUAUUUAUAUAUUUUGAAAUUGUCAAUACCUGCCUUAUUUAUUUUCACUGUAGUUAUAUUUUUAAUUUUUGCUAUUUUAUUUACAAGUUAAUAGAAAAUAGCGAGAUCAAAAGGAAUUAAAGAACCAAUUUAUAUUACUGGAAAUUUAGUUUUACAUAUAAUUCAUAGUCGUUCUUUUAACUAUUGUUCCUAUACAAUUGAAAAUUUAUAACAAACAGCUUUUUUGAAUGUAGAUGACUAUGCUUAAGGAAAAUUCAAAUUUAUUGGAUCCUCUCCAAAUCGAAAUGUUUUGAAUUUGUUUCUUGAAUAUGAAAAAUCUAUUUAUUGUGCUUAUUCAUAUGAAACAAAUAAUAUUCUAGAAUAAAUAUUAAAAGAAGCUUAAUAAAGGGGUAAAUCUUUUUAAAAAAAUGAUUUUGCUGAGUAUUUUGCUAAAAUAAAUAUUAAAAACCUUUGUUUUAUUUAUUAAAAUUAGAAGGAAGAUGCUUCUUAAUAAUAUACUAUAUUAUUUUAUUGGUUGGGAAUUUUCAAUUUUAUCUUUUUGGCAUUAUUUGUUUUAAAUUUAGUUUUCAAUUACUAUUUUAAAGUUAAAGAAACAUAUAGAUUAUUAGUUUGUGCUAGUAUUUUAAUAAUAAUUUUAGAGAAAGCAACAUUAAUGCUCCUAAAUUCAUCACGCAUGUCAAUUUUUAUAAAAGGAUAUUUGAGUAAUUUAUUUUACUUUUUGGUUUUAAAUUUUGGAAUGAGAUUUUAUGAAAAAAUAAAUACUGAUAAAAAUAAUGAAAGUGAGAAAAUUAUGGAAUUUUAUUAUAUAAAAGUUCAAUCAUUUGCUAGUUGGAUAUCAUAUAAUAUCGCUUUUAUAUUUAUUUGUUUUAUGAUUGAAGCAUAUUAUGAUUUUUGUGGAUAUGUAUUACUAUUUUUUUUAUGUUAUUUUGCAGCAUGCUCUUUAUUGACUAUUAUUUUUAAUUUGAUAUCAAAAUUCUUUUGUUUUUAUUUGAAGAAUGCAUAACAUGAAAAAAAUUAAUUAUAUAAUGAAUCUUAAUAAUUUUAAAUAGAAUAAUUUACAUUAUCUGAAAAAACAAAUUAUGAAGAUUAAUUUUUAAAAAUAUAAUAGUAAGCUAAUUAAAAUUUUUAUGAAUCUCAAAUAAAAUUAUAGGAUGAAUUAAGACUACAAACUAUGAAUUUUAAAAAGUAGAACAUGCUGCCUAUUAUAUAAGAGAACUCUUAAUAAUAGAGUUUAUAAAAUUCAUCUUGUUAAUUAAAGAAUGAAAAUAUAUUACAAAAUUAUGAAAAUGAUGAUGAUGAGGAAAGGAUGUUACAUUCAAAUUUGCGAAUAACAAAUUGA
Molecule: messenger RNA, 2953 nt
Organism: Paramecium sonneborni
Lineage: Eukaryota; Ciliophora; Oligohymenophorea; Peniculida; Parameciidae
Source: the annotation of a GenBank genome assembly